This is a messenger RNA of Andrographis paniculata, 1477 nucleotides long. RefSeq lists its product as uncharacterized. The record is from RefSeq and is a predicted model, not a curated record. The transcript has 6 exons. Gene Ontology annotation, biological process: protein peptidyl-prolyl isomerization. The coding region runs from base 286 to 1287 and encodes 333 amino acids. Gene Ontology annotation, molecular function: peptidyl-prolyl cis-trans isomerase activity. NCBI's taxonomy places the organism in Eukaryota, Viridiplantae, Streptophyta, Magnoliopsida, Lamiales, Acanthaceae.
AAUAUGAACAUCACGUUCUCCUUCUCCUCCCAAGAGUUGACUGUUUUUUAGUCAACCCAAUUCUCCCGCACAAAGCCUGCAGCAAAUUAUUCUCCUCUUCCCAGCGUUUCGAGCUUCAAAAUCGUUCAUCCAUGUCGACUCGUUGUCCUCCUCCCUAAACUCAAAUUUUAGCGAUGAAGCAGUUCGAUUGAAUUGGGGGGAAAUUAAACAGCACGAAAGGGAAUCAAAAUCAAAAUCCUCAAAUAUCCCGAAUUCGAUUAUUAGGAAUUGAAAAUUCGACCUUAAAUGGGCAGAAAGGGGAGCGAAUUGGAACCCUCGAGGUUUGGGUUUUGGAUCGUUCUAUUGAUGGGCUUAGUGUCGUUUACGGUUGUGUACAUUUUCAUGUCGUCGGCAUUAAGACCUCCGCCAUUAUCAUCUUCGGAUUUAGCUGUAAUUGAUGGUAGGAAUUUGGAAUUGGAAAAUGGUGGGGGUUGUUGCAGAGGGAUUCCCAAUUUGGAGCUAUGGGGGACUGCUGUGAAAUGGGGUUCAGAUUUCAAGUUCAAUUCCUCUGAGGAAUGUUGCAAGGCUUGUAAGGCAAUGUGCACCGGGAACGACGGGCCUUGCCUUUGUGAUACAUGGGUUUUCUGUGGGAAUAAGGAUGCUUGCGGAGACAAAUUCGGAGAGUGUUGGUUGAAGAAACAAAAGGACGUCAUGGUUCCCGAGACGAAGGAAGUUGGCAAUGCAAUUAUGUGGACAUCCGGCGUCAUAUUUGGUGGAGGAGAGGGAAUCGUUGGCCUAGAAACAGAGCAUGGUACUCUUCGUAUCAAGCUUCUGCCCGAUUGUUCGCCACAUUCAGUUGCAUACAUUCUUGAGUUGAUGUCUCUACGCCUUUGCGCCGGUUGCCACAUUUAUCGAGCAGAAAGCCGGGGCCAAUCUUGGGAUGCAAAGGGAAAUCACAUAAAAGAUGCUCCGUUUGGCCCUCCGUACGCUCUAAUUCAAGGCACACUAGAAGCACAGGGAAUGGAAUCCAAAAAAAUUCGAUCCGAGCAUUGUCCGUCCAUAAGGAGGGGGUCGGUGGGGUGGGUCGACUCCGGCCCGGAAUUCUUCAUAAGUCUAGCUAACCAUGAAGAAUGGAGAAAUCCGUAUACGGUGUUUGGUUCUGUGCUACAAGAAGAUAUGGAUAUUGCCGAAAAGAUCAGCCGGCUCGCGACGAAGUCUGACGUUUGGAACGGCGUAAAUGUCUCGGUUUUGGCCAAAAUUGUGCCGUUGAGUGUUCGUAGGAUUAAGCUUGGCCAUGGCGACGAAUGAUUAAUCGGGUAAGAAAGAAAAAUGAUGAAUCGGUAAGAAAGAAAAGGUGCUUUUUCCAAUGUUAGAUGUUAUAUUUUGCUAUGCUUUGUUUUGAGUAUAUGUUAGUUUAUACAAAGAAUGUUUACGACAGAGUUUUUUCUUUUGCUUCUAUAAAGUAACGACAGAAUAAAAAUCAAAGAUUUAAAUUUCA